Chiloscyllium plagiosum (whitespotted bambooshark) is the source of this 2242-nucleotide messenger RNA. It is a transcript of the gene sec22a, whose product is annotated as SEC22 homolog A, vesicle trafficking protein. Gene Ontology annotation, biological process: endoplasmic reticulum to Golgi vesicle-mediated transport. NCBI's taxonomy places the organism in Eukaryota, Metazoa, Chordata, Chondrichthyes, Orectolobiformes, Hemiscylliidae. The record is from RefSeq and is a predicted model, not a curated record.
GACAGCCGCAGCCCGGGGAGCGGGACACGGACCGGUCACUACAGGCAAAGCACCGGCUCUGGUUCACAGCCCGAGCGGCUGGAGGAAAGGCCUGCGGCCUUGUCUUCUGGGCGACGGGUUUCCGAGCCCUUCUGGGAAGUUGUCGGAAAUGUCUAUGGUCCUGUUUGCUUCUGUUGUGCGUGUCAGAGAUGGCCUCCCGCUUUCUGCUUCCACAGAUUUUGAACACAAUAAAGGAGUACAGGAAGUCAAGAAGCACCUUAAAGUGCUGUCAAAAAAACUAAACCAUCUGCCUGACCGAUGCACCCUGAAAAGUGUACAGUACAAUAUACAUUUUAUAAGCUCAUUGGGACUGGGGUAUAUGAUGAUCUGCUCUGAGAAUUAUCCAAAUGUCCUCGCUUUCUGUUUCUUGGAUGAACUGCAACGAGAAUUUAUAACGUUAUAUGACACGAUGAGGAUAAAUAUUGCUGUCAGGCCAUACUCUUUCAUAGAAUUUGAUAAUUUUAUCCAGAAGACCAAGCAGAGAUACAAUAACCCUCGGUCUCUAUCAACAAAGAUAAAUCUUGCUGACAUGCAGACGGAGAUCAAGUUGAGGCCAUCUCAUCAGCUAACUAUGCUAGAUGUUGGAACAGUGAAUGGUAAUGUGCAUGCACAUUCCACCCCUUCCAAGGGAAUAGCUCCAAAUCAAAGGCUGGAACCAGUAACGCUACCAGGAAUCAUAUCUUGUUUACUAUGUUUCCUGUGCGCAGCUUUAAAUCUAAUCCGUGCAUUUCAUGCAAUGGAAAAUGUGUUUCAGGAUGAUGAGGAGGAAUUCAACAACAUUGCUGUCUUUUUCAUCGGUACUGCUGCAUGUUUGUAUCAGUGUUACCUGCUAGCAUGUUACAGCGGACGUAGGAACUUGAAAUCUUUUCUGAUGUUCGGCUUGGUCUGCCUAUGCAAUCUGUACCUGCAUGAACUCCGCAAUACCUGGCAAAUUCUCUUUCAUGUCACAGUUGCUGCAUUUGCUACUCUGCAGACACGGUUGAGGCAGCCACAGGGAAAGGCACCAGACUACAACGUGUGACAAUCUGUGACUGUGGAAAGCAGCUGUUUCGAGAGAUUUGUAAUUCUGCAGGAAGCACAUGAUGGUGUGGAACAAAUAAUUAGCUUCUUUUUGCAAAACAAAAGGACGAGAAAUGAGCCAAAUGGGGGAAAAUUGUGUUAGAGUUCUUCAAAGCAUUGUGACCAAAUGCUGCCAUUCUGAAACUGAGCGCUACAAAUCAAAAUUGAGGAUGCAUUUGUGCUGCCAGCCCAUUCAUGUCCCACUGCUGCAAUACAUGUAUAAAACGUCACCUGUUCCAGCAUGAAGCUAGGAAACCGUGGAUAUUAUGUUAAUUCAGUCCAAACAAAGAACUACUGUGAGCCUUGCCCUUUUUAUACUGAAAUUUAUUUUGAUUCUAUUUUUCUCUACAGAAGACAGUUAUCAGGGGUAUGGCUCUGUUGGCCCUGGCACCUUUGUUACCUUAACCUUAAUCACCCUUAAUUAAGCAGCCAUUUUGUUUGUGUGAGAGAGCGCGCGAGAAGGUCCUGCAAGUAUUGCAUUAGGUGUGGCCUGGGCCAGAGAUGCUAACACAUACCGAGAAACUGCAGCACCAUCUGAGAGUGCUGAGUCUCUGGUGAGGUAUCUUUUCCCUUGGGUGCUCAUAAUAGGUCCCCAAGCUUACCUUAGCAUUUCCCAGCUACUAUUAAUUCUUCAACCACUACCACUUCCAGUGAACUAUCAAGUCCAUUCCUCUUUUUUUUUAAACUUGCUUUCUUUAGUUCUGACCCUUCCUGAAUGUUCCUGUAUCCACAGUCAUGUGGACCCACAGUCCGACCUCCUUGCCUGUGCCAGUAUAGGAGGCUGAAGACAAGUGCUUAUUGCACCUUAUAGUUUUUAAUUUGCAUUGACACGCACUAGUGAAGAAUCUAGCCUUUGUUUCAGGACUUGCCUUUUUGAGUUCAAGGUUUUAAAUUUGUGAGCAAUCGGCUGAAAUGAACCUGCUGUGUCCCAGCGCACAGCACAGUCCCUUCCCACUCCAGCACAUUGUGCCUCUGUUACCUGUCGGGUUCUAGAUAAAUUUCCAAUCAGAUUUUCAUAGAAGUGGGAAAGACGUGGGCUGAUUUGGGAAAGGUAUCAUAUGUGCUAAUGUCUAUAUACAGUGCGUGAACAUGUUCCAAACUUUUGUAGAAAAUUGGUAAGAAAUAAAAUAUGUAAGAUAUAUAU